Messenger RNA from Mauremys mutica (yellowpond turtle), 1929 nucleotides. RefSeq names its product solute carrier family 1 member 4 (gene SLC1A4). Bases 18 to 1607 code for a protein of 529 amino acids. Gene Ontology annotation, cellular component: plasma membrane. Lineage: Eukaryota; Metazoa; Chordata; Testudines; Geoemydidae. The record is from RefSeq and is a predicted model, not a curated record. Gene Ontology annotation, molecular function: L-aspartate transmembrane transporter activity; L-alanine transmembrane transporter activity; L-serine transmembrane transporter activity. Gene Ontology annotation, biological process: L-serine transport; L-glutamate transmembrane transport. The transcript is spliced from 8 exons.
CAGCAGCGGGCGGCGGCAUGGAGAAGCCGGGCGAGAGCUGGAACGGCCACGUGCCGGGCGGCGCCCUGGCCGGGCUGGAGGCGGCGGCGGAGCCGGCCCGGCGGCGGGGCCGGGGCUGCGGCCGCUGCCUGAGGAAGCACUGCCUGGUCAUCCUGACCGUGGCCGGCGUGCUGCUCGGGGUGGCCCUGGGCGCGGCCGUCCGCGGCGCGCACCUCAGCCGGGCGCAGGUGGCCGCCCUGGCCUUCCCCGGCGAGCUGCUGCUGCGCAUGCUGCGCAUGGUCAUCCUGCCGCUGGUGGUCUGCAGCCUGGUCUCCGGCGCCGCCAGCCUGGACACGCGGGCCCUGGGCAAGCUGGGGGGCCUCGCCGUCGCCUACUUCAUGGGCACCACCCUGGUGGCCUCCGCGCUGGCCGUCGCCUUGGCCUUCAUCGUCCGGCCGGGGGCGGGGGCCCAGGCGCUGAACACCAACGCCCUGGGGCUGGCCGACGCGCUGCCCACCAACAAGGAGACGGUGGACUCCUUCCUGGACCUCGCCAGAAACCUGUUUCCUUCCAACCUGGUUGUUGCAGCUUUUCGAACGUAUGCAACGGAUUAUAAGAUAAUAGUAAGAAACAUCUCUGUUGGAAAUGUUACGUUUGAGAAGAUCCCUAUUGGCACAGAGAUUGAAGGGAUGAAUAUUCUGGGACUGGUUUUGUUUGCUCUGGUUUUGGGAGUAGCUUUGAAAAAGCUUGGCCCAGAAGGAGAAGAACUGAUUCGUUUCUUUAACUCAUUCAAUGAGGCAACUAUGGUCUUGGUGUCUUGGAUUAUGUGGUAUGUGCCUAUUGGCAUUACGUUCCUUGUUGGAAGCAAGAUUGUAGAAAUGGAAGAUAUUGUCCUUCUGGUAACCAGCCUGGGAAAAUACAUCUUUGCCUCAAUUCUGGGUCACGUCAUCCAUGGAGGAAUCAUUUUGCCGCUUAUAUAUUUUGCAUUCACACGCAAAAAUCCUUUCAGCUUUCUCUUAGGACUUAUAACACCAUUCGCAACAGCCUUUGCCACGUGUUCAAGCUCAGCUACUCUCCCAUCAAUGAUCAAGUGUAUUGAAGAAAACAAUGGAGUAGACAAGAGGAUCAGUAGAUUCAUCCUUCCAAUUGGGGCCACUGUGAACAUGGAUGGAGCUGCUAUAUUCCAGUGCGUGGCAGCUGUGUUUAUUGCUCAGCUGAAUAAUGUUGACCUCAAUGCUGGACAGAUCUUUACUAUUCUUGUGACUGCCACUGCAGCCAGCGUUGGAGCGGCUGGAGUCCCAGCUGGAGGAGUUCUGACCAUUGCUAUUAUCCUGGAGGCCAUUGGACUUCCCACCAACGAUCUAUCCUUGAUAUUAGCAGUGGACUGGAUUGUGGACCGAACCACCACUGUUGUGAACGUUGAAGGAGAUGCCCUGGGAGCAGGUAUCCUCCAUUAUCUGAAUCAAAAAGAAAAGGCGGCUAAAGAGGAGGAGCUAAAUGAAGUCAAUGUAGAAGCGAUUCCCAACUGCAAAUCUGAAGGGGAAACAUCACCUCUGGUAACACACAGGAACCAAGUCCCCACCCCAGCCAGCACUGCGGAGCCAGAGUCAAAAGAAUCAGUACUGUGAACUCGGGGAAAACUUGCAAACAGGUGGACUGCUGCCUUGUUAACAUGCUAGACCAUUUACACUGCAGUUAGGAACUGGCUGUGUAUUCACCUUUUGAGUUUCAGUGGCAAUGAUUUGAAGCUAUAGACUUGUUAGGCGUGUGUCUAUCUGUCUCUCCCUGGAGAGAGCAAUCACUGCAUUAUGAUGUUUCCUACAACACAGGUAUGUCUGUGGUGUGUGUACAUGCAUACAUGUGUAUGACAACAGUACCAAUAAGGAUUCUUUUUUGGGGUUAAAAAGAUAUUUAUUAGUAAAAGUCCAUGGGGAGGGGAAAAGAGGCUAA